AUGGUCGAAAAUGGAUUGAAGAGCGAACAGUCCGUCACUGGCGGCCAGUCUAUCUGGGAAAGUGACGAUGCCCAUAUUAAACGAAUGGGAAAGAAGCCGGUUCUCAAGCGAAACUUUGGCACCUUCUCUAUCUUCGGCCUCAGUUGUACAAUUCUGGGUACUUGGGAGUGCUUGCUUGGUGCCUUUAUACGGCCUCUGCAGAAUGGUGGCUCCGGUGGUACGGUCUAUGCUUUCAUCUUCUGUUGGCUCGGCACCAUAGCCAUAUUUGUGGUGUUAGCCGAACUAGUUUCAAUGGCUCCCACGGCCGGGGGACAAUAUCACUGGGCGGCCAUGCUUGCUCCACAACGGUACCAAAAGUUUCUUAGCUAUAUCACAGGUUGGAUGACAGUAAUUGGCUGGCAAACUGGCCUCGCAUCCCUUGCCUUCUUGACUGGGACGACAAUCCAAGGCGCUGCUAUCCUAGGAAACGUUGACUUUGAAUCACCACCUUGGCAGGGUACAUUGCUUGUCUGGGCCUCCCUAACCUGUGCCUUGAUCGCGAAUCUAACCGGGGGCAGAAUGCUGCCUCGCAUCGAGACAGUCGUUUUGUUUAUACAUAUCCUGGGAUUCCUUGGCAUAAUGAUUCCUUUGACGUAUAUGUCAGAUCACAAGUCACACGAAAUGUUUUUACAGUUCCUGAACUACGGGGAGUUUAGCUCGCAGGGGCUAGCCUGGUGCAUAGGGAUGAGUAGCUGCGCGUUUGUUUUUGCCGGAGGCGAUGCAGCGGUGCAUAUGUCCGAAGAGGUUGUGAAUGCGUCCCGUGUCAUCCCUCGGGUUCUUAUACUUGGGGUUAUAACAAACGGUUGCCUCGGCUUUGGGAUGCUGCUAGCUGUCCUUUUCUGCGCUGGUGAUCUCCAAGACGCAUUAGACUCACCAACUGGAUAUCCGUUUAUGGAGAUCUUCUACCAAGCUACUAGGUCCCGGGCAGGUUCACUCGCUAUGUGUUCUAUCAUCAUUAUAAACUUCUCCUGCUCGCUUAUAGGUAUGCUGGCUGCGACUUCUCGCCAGCUGUGGUCGUUUUCCCGGGAUAGGGGACUUCCGGGGUGGCGUUGGUGGAGCCAAGUUUCUCCAUCCUUCAAGCUGCCUAUCCACUCUAUCAUACUUACAGUACUGGUCAGUAUGUUGCUGGCACUUAUCAACAUCGGUUCUCCCGUUGCCCUUGAUGACAUUCUUUCAAUGGCUGUGUCUUCGAUCUAUCUAUCAUAUCUUGUGAUUUCGAUCCUCCUUCUCUAUCGCCGAAUCAAAGGCGACAUUUCUGAAUACAAUGAUAGCGAAGACGCCAUUGUUAACGUCCCCGGUGCGCAGCUAGUCUGGGGACCAUUUCAUUGCAGCGGAAUCUGGGGUACUCUCAUCAACGCAUUUGCGACUUUUUAUAUCCUUCUCGUUGUGUUUUUUAGCUUCUGGCCCUCGAAAAUGAACCCAGGCGUGGAAGGAAUGAACUGGAGCAUCCUGGGUGUCGGUGGGAGCAGCAUCAUCGGUGUUAUCUACUACUUUGUACGGGCCCGCAGAAUAUACACUGGACCUAUUAGAGAGGUCUCAGUGGAAACAACAGCUAGUGUGGACUAA
Messenger RNA from Penicillium paradoxum, 1605 nucleotides. RefSeq names its product amino acid permease. Gene Ontology annotation, molecular function: transmembrane transporter activity. Gene Ontology annotation, biological process: transmembrane transport. Bases 1 to 1605 code for a protein of 534 amino acids. NCBI's taxonomy places the organism in Eukaryota, Fungi, Ascomycota, Eurotiomycetes, Eurotiales, Aspergillaceae. The transcript has 8 exons. The record is from RefSeq and is a predicted model, not a curated record. Gene Ontology annotation, cellular component: membrane.